Erigeron canadensis is the source of this 2275-nucleotide messenger RNA. Its product is annotated as phosphatidylinositol 3,4,5-trisphosphate 3-phosphatase and protein-tyrosine-phosphatase PTEN2A-like. Gene Ontology annotation, biological process: dephosphorylation. Gene Ontology annotation, cellular component: cytosol. NCBI's taxonomy places the organism in Eukaryota, Viridiplantae, Streptophyta, Magnoliopsida, Asterales, Asteraceae. The transcript is spliced from 13 exons. Gene Ontology annotation, molecular function: phosphatidylinositol-3,4,5-trisphosphate 3-phosphatase activity. The coding region runs from base 232 to 1995 and encodes 587 amino acids. The record is from RefSeq and is a predicted model, not a curated record.
AAAUAAGAAUAAAAAGGAGGACUUGACAACAAAUACGACAUAAACUUGGAUCCACGUAGUAUCAUUUUGGCAUCAUAAAACCGCCGUUCCCCGCCGCAAAUUUACUUAAACGCCACCGGCCACCAGAAGCUACUUUUACCGAGUUUUGGUUGUGUAUGAGGUACAGUUACACAGUACAUCCAUAGUUAGUUGCUUAUGUUUUCGUUGUGUUAAAGUGAUUUGUGACAUAAAAUGGAUUCGGAAUCUGCUAAGACAUCCCCUCCUGUUAAAGACUCGAAUCUACAAAGCACUGCUGCUGUGGAUACUGGACAUGAUUCGACACAAGGUUCACCAUCAAAGCUGUCUGCUUCUGGCAUAGCCACAUGGGCUAAGAGUCUGAAACUUCCCCAACCUAUGGGAGGCUCACAAGAUGAAUCUGCAUCUGAAAAUGGCGCGAGGUCGCCCUUUGCUCGUUUGACUAGUGGACUUGGGUUGCGGUUGUCCCCAAAGACUCCUAAACAAGAUGAUAGUCCUGAAGGAACUCCAAUGGCGCCACAAACCGGCAUUAUUGGAACACUGACUAAAGGUUUUGUAGACACGUCUAAAAAUGCAGUGAAGGCUGUUCAGGUCAAAGCGCGCCAUGUUGUCUCACAAAAUAAACGAAGAUAUCAGGAUGGGGGAUUUGAUCUAGAUAUGACAUACAUCACUGAGAAUAUAAUUGCUAUGGGAUUUCCUGCUGGUGAUAUGAGCUCUGGUUUCUUCGGAUAUGUUGAGGGAUUUUAUCGUAACCAUAUGGAGGAGGUUAUAAGGUUCUUUGAAACCUAUCACAAGGAUAAGUACAAGGUGUACAAUCUCUGCUCUGAGAGACUCUAUGAUGCAUCACUGUUUGAAGGGAAGGUUGCUAGUUUUCCGUUUGACGAUCAUAAUUGUCCUCCAAUUCAACUCAUAAUAUCAUUUUGCCAGAGUGCAUACUCAUGGUUAAAAGAGGACAUUGAAAAUGUUGUGGUUGUGCACUGUAAAGCCGGAAUGGCAAGAACAGGCUUAAUGAUUUCAAGUCUUCUUUUAUAUUUGAAGUUUUUUCCCACAGCCGAGGAGUCCAUAUCAUACUAUAACCAAAAAAGAUGCGUUGAUGCUAAAGGACUUGUUCUCCCUAGUCAAAUAAGAUAUGUCAAGUAUUUUGAACGUGUUCUGACAUACUUUAAUGGAGAAGAUCAGCCUGGCAGAAGAUGUAUGCUUAGAGGAAUUCGCCUUCAUAGAUGCCCGCAUUGGAUUAGACCCUCUAUUACUGUCUCAGAUCAUAAUGGUGUUCUAUUUUCAACCAAAAAGCAUCCCAGAACCAAAGAUCUAUCCCCUGAAGAUUUUUGGUUUUCUACACCAAGAAAGGGUGUAAUGGUCUUUGCUCUCCCUGGAGAGCCUGGUUUGACCGAGUUAUCUGGAGAUUUUAAAAUUCUUUUUCAUUACCGUCAAGGAGACUUCUAUUGCUGGUUGAACACAACAAUGAUAGAGAAUAGGAAGAUUUUAACUACAAACGAUCUUGAUGGGUUUGACAAGAGGAAAUUGCUCUCUCCCGGGUUUCAAGUAGAGGUUGUGGUUGUGGACUAUGACAGUGUUGUUCAACCAAAACCCCAACCUGAAAAUACCAUCAAACCGGCUGAGGGGACAAGUGAUAAUGCUCCAGUACCCAUCUCCUCGGAAGCCACCACUACGACCUUACCGAAAGACUCCAAAAGUAGUGACAAAGAUGACGAGGUAUUUUCUGACACGGAGUCCGAAGCAAAAACCGAGACUGCCUCUGAAACAAAUUCUACUUCUGGGAAAAUAGCAAGUAUAACAAAUGACACCAAAAAUCUCUCCCUUGGAAACUUGGGUUCCACCCAAAUAAAUCCAAACAGGGGGUCUCAAAAUGAUAGUGCUGUACCUGGAAACCCAAUUGGGGAGGUUAGUGAUUUUAAGGCAAUGGCAGCUGAUACAUCUGUAUUUACAUUUGGAGAUGAUGAAGAUUAUGAAAGUGAUUGAGAACGGGCGAAUCGGGAGUCAGUCUUUUCCUGUACAUAAAAUAGACCACAGAAAACUUAAGUUGUUAUUUCAUUCAUUCUGCAAGUUUGGAUCGUAAUGUUUGAUGAAUGUUACAAGGGCGGUUUGAUUCGACUGUGUGUAUGUUCUUGUAAGAUAUCAGAAAGGUGUUGAAUAAUUGCGAAUAGAAUUGAUGAUAUAAGCUUGUUUUGAGGGUUCACCAUUUGUAACAAAGUUUGCUAAUUGUCGACUUGAAUCCAAUUUUUUUUUUUUUUUUUUCUCC